GACUCUACUCGGCUGGUGCGCGCUCCGAAAGACAGUUUGAAGUGCGGACUCCUCCAAGUUAAGAGUGCGAGAUCAUCUGCGACUUCAUCUACUUUCACUGCACCGAAAAAAAAGGGUUCAAAAGGUUCAUCAUGGGAAACAGGUUCAACAGAAGGCGAGACGCCCCAGCCGACAGUGCUGAAGCUGCUACCACCGAACAGAAGACUGCAGAGGGGCCAGCGGCUACACAACAAGCAGAAGACGCUGGGAUAACGCAGACCGUGGAGACAGAGAACCUAGAUGUGGUGGUGGGGGAGUCAGUGACGCCAGUGGCCUGUUUACCCCCUGAAGAAUGUGUAUCAGAGUGUAAAGAGAUAGAGGCUCCUGCUGCCCCAGCCCCACUAAAUGAUGCUGAACCAGAGCCUGUGACCAAGGAAACCCCAGCUCCAGUCCAACCUGAGCCUCUGGUUUCAGUCAGUGAACCAUCACCUCCUGAACCAGAACCAGUUGCAGAACCAGAACCAGAACCUGUUGCAGAACCUGUUCCAGAACCUGUUGCAGAGCCAGAACCUGUUGUAGAACCAGAACCCGUUGCAGAACCAGAACCCGUUGCAGAACCAGAACCCAUUGCUGAAGCUCAGGUUACACCAGAGCCAGCUCCAGAACCUGUUCCCGAACCCGAGCCCACCUCAAUUCCAGAGGUAGAAGUUGAGGCAGUCCCUGAGCCCAUCUCAGAGUCAAUACCAGCCCCAGCUGAAGCUCUGGAGCAGCAGACAGACAUGCUUACCCAAGAGUCUCUCCCUGAGCCAGUGAUUUCCUCACUCCCUUUGAUUGUCCCUGAUGCAACUUCCCAACCUAUUAACACUCCUCCCUCCCCAGCUCCAAUCCCUGCCCCAGACAGUGCAGACGAGCCCUCAGACAUCCUGGUGACUGAGGAGUGCCAAGACAGUGCUGAGGUUUCUGUGAUUUCCACACUUGAGCCGGAGAAGUCUGAGGAAACAUCAGAAUCUCUGGAAAAGCAGAUGGAGGUGGAGGCUGCAGGGAGUUUGGAGCAGCUAGUGAGCAACGUCAACGAGGAAAGUGUCAGCGAACUUCUACAGAACUUAGAGCUGAAAGGAAAUGACCUUGUCGCUGACCUCAUUCCCAAUGAUGUCAAGAUCCCCGAUGGCACUCCCAUCACAGACAUGAGCAUUUCCACUGACCUGAUGUGAAUCCAAGGAGGAGGAUUUAUGAAAUAAGUGAAUGGAUAUAUUUCUGUGAAACCUUCUUAACCCUUUACAUGAAAUCUGAAAGAAUCGCAGAUGCAAUGUAUUUUUUAUACCUUCAGAGGUGUAAUAAAGGCAAACAGUUAUUUUUCUUUCUAAAUGAACCCAUGUGCCAAAUGAACUCUGGAAAAAACAGAUGUUUUGUCUCACACAAAAAAAAGUCAUACAUAUAUGUUUUUGAUACAUUUAUACUACCUGCAGGUGUGUGGGUGAGGGGUAAAGGGGCUGAAACACCACAGGGGAUAUGAGUGUACUUGUGUGUAUUGUUGGACAACAGAGAUCUUUCUCUAUGCAAAUUCAACAAGAUUCAAACAAGAAUUUAAACAUAUUUCUUGUAGGGACUUGAAGGUGGCAUUGCUAUAUAACAACCCUAUACAAGGGACGUGUGAUUUUUUUAUUAUUUUUUUUUCAUGUUGAUCAAGUACAAAGAGAAAAGUACAAAUCUUUUUAGGUGGAUGGGAAAUGACAGGCAAGGGACAACAGCAAUGCAACCAAAGAUGGAGAUAGUAUGUGCAUACCGCUAUAUGGCAGGAUACAAGAGUCUGAAAACAUUUAUGUCCUAACAUGUUUGGACCUUGCAGUAUUCCUCUAACAGGUGUGAUCAUCAUUUUAUUGUGUUUUCAAUACAAUAAUGUGAUUUGUUUUAACCCAAGUAGUGGCUUGCUUGUGAAAAUAAAAAUAUUAUUCCACA
Messenger RNA from Dicentrarchus labrax (European seabass), 1935 nucleotides. RefSeq names its product protein TsetseEP. The record is from RefSeq and is a predicted model, not a curated record. The coding region runs from base 132 to 1190 and encodes 352 amino acids. Lineage: Eukaryota; Metazoa; Chordata; Actinopteri; Moronidae. The transcript has 2 exons.